Messenger RNA from Kuraishia capsulata CBS 1993, 1056 nucleotides. RefSeq lists its product as uncharacterized. NCBI's taxonomy places the organism in Eukaryota, Fungi, Ascomycota, Pichiomycetes, Pichiales, Pichiaceae. The record is from RefSeq and is a predicted model, not a curated record. The transcript has a single exon. The coding region runs from base 1 to 1056 and encodes 351 amino acids.
AUGAGCUUCAAUUUCCAGUGUUUACCCAGAGAACUCCAGCUGGGAGUGCUGAAAAAGUGUGAUUCGACAACGUUGACGCGUUUAUUGAAGACUGAUAGCGAUACCCGCGCGCUUGGUUUGUACAGUUUGAACCAAAGGGUGGCCGAGGUGACGGGUCUGACUUCUUGUGGCUCCUCGCAGACAAUAUGCGAUAGUGGUUUGUGGUCCGAUGCUUUCACCAACGCCGAUAAAGAAGGUGAGAAUUCUACACACACAACGAGAAGGCAACCGUCCCAGAUUGAACAGGUUUGUGUGGAACAUACCCAAAAUCUUUUCAUUAGUGUUUUUUCUCCCCAGAUAUCGGAGAGAAGUGCGGCGUGCCAGAUGUACGAGACCAAAUGCCUGAACUCCAGUGCUGUUUCUCCGGUGCAUUCAAGGGACGAUAGUAAAGGAUCAAGUGAUAUGACUCGCGAUAUUGAUGCUGCGCAGCUGAUAGACCUUCUCAAGAAUAUGGAAGCCGAGAUAGACGAACGUCAGACCGAGAAGUUGUCUUACUAUUCGACCAACAGACUGAAUAGCAAACGUGAUAGAAACAGAAACACAGCAAAAGAGAACCACAUGAUGUCCAGUGUAUUCCAACUUGGGUCCCUCAAGUCGCUGAGAGACCCUUUGAGCACUGCAAACCCAAAUGAAAAGUUUGAGGACAAGACCCAGCCUACUGAUAACGAGCUCCACGUUUUGGUGGACGAGGACUCAGCUGCGGUAAAGUUCCGGUUUGAGAUAUCUGUAAAGCUUGCAGAUGGACAAACCAUAACGCUGCUCAGUCGUUCUGAGAGGAUACAGAAACAGUGGAGCGAGGACGAUUCUACCCACUUUCUGUGUUCUCCAAGGGGAGAAUUUUGCAUAUCAUUCAAACUCAGAAAAGGAGAAGAGGUUCCACCCAGAUCUCCCUAUGAUUAUGAGUGUGUUACAAACUACUACAUCGAUUUCCAGAGCUUUUGCAUUAACAACUGUUACCUCAUUAGCUGCUAUGAACAGGCACUCGCGAAAACUAAAGGGUUAGCCGCAUCGACAUGA